UACUCUCUAUCUCCUUCUCUUACUCCUGUCUGCCUGCAAAACUCCCCAACCAUUGUCUGGUUGUAUUGGUUGGUUUGGCCUGCUCUCAUCUUUUGGUUUCGUUGGAUUGAUUUCCCCACCGAGUAUCGCCGAGUUUUCCUCUCACUCUCAAUCCUGCGUGAAACCGAAUAGUUUGGGUGGUUGGCUUCACGGUAAAUGGAUGUAUUCGGUGUGUGAAGAAGCGGAAUUUCCUGUGGAACUCGAGUUUUUUCUUUGUGGAAUUUAAAACAACUCCUCGGGAAAUGGACCCCAAAGCGCUGUUCACAUCGUUCAAUUGCUUGUGAUUUGCUUGGAGUAUUUCCUGCGAUAUCUCUUGUUUGAGUCACAGUUCCCCAGGCCAUCGUUGAACACCAGGCCAAGAGAUACUACGAAACCUAAAGGUUCACAAUUUACCCCAGAGUACCUGACUAACUACGCAAUGUCUACAUUGAGAAUGACCCCACCUUCUGCAGGUAUGGAGUACACCGAGUGGAGUGAGGUUGAUACCACAGCAAUGACUAACACUACAAUAAACAUGGAUACAGAAUCUACAUCAGGUCAAAGAGAUUUAGCGCGAACCAUACAAAUCAUCAGCUUGUGGGUAAUGUUUGGAUUUGGUGUCUUAGGAAAUACUAUGGUCAUGAUAUGGAUGCACCUGAAUCGCAGAAGAAAAUCUCGGGUGAACACCAUCGUCCUCGGAAUAGCGAGUGCGGAUAUGUCAGUUUGUUUCUUCUCAAUCCUCCCUACGGCUCUCAUAGUGAUGUCCCCUACAUGGGAAGCAGGGAAUUUCAUGUGUAAGCUUGUAAUGUACCUGCAAGGUGCAUCCCUCAUAUCAUCGGCUAACAUGCUGGCCCUCAUGGCUAUCGAUCGACAUCAAGCUGUCCUACAACCCCUCAAAGAAUUCUUCAUUGCCUGGAAACUGGUGGUAAUAUCUUGGGGAAUAGCAGGCAUCUUGGCCCUUCCACAGUUCUACGUCUGGGAAGAGAUGAUUCGCAGAGGCAAACCCCGAUGUGGAUCGUUGUUUCGAACACUCCCAGCUUGGCACCGUAUGGCAUACAUCGUGUACAUUGCAGUCAUCACCUUUCUCAUACCGUUCCUUGUCAUUACAUUUGCAUACCUACGCAUAUCAAAGAAGAUAUGGGACAAGGCCCAUGAGACAUCCGGCAAACGAUCAAAAAGAGCUAGCAAGAAGAACAAAAUCGAAUUGAAUCGCAAUGCCUCUGGUACUACUCUUACCAAAGCAAAAAGCAAGACACUAAAGAUGAGUGUUGUUAUUAUUUUCUUUUUUGUUCUCUGUGGAGCGCCUUACUUCGUAGUUGAAAUGUUAGCCACUUUUAGAUCUAAUCCGAUUAAUGGGGUAGUAAAUGCCUUCUUUGGCUUGUUUGCUGUGGCGAAUUCCGCCACAAAUCCGUACAUUUUCUUGUACUUUAACACAUCGCAAAGGUGUUGGAAAGAAUUUCGCCUGACAGUGAACCGUUUUUUAUGCUGCUGUGCGCGAGGGAAUAAUGAAGGAGGUUAUUAUAACCGAUACUCAGUCCGCUUUUCCUCUUCAAACUCGCGCACGGAAUUCACGAAGAUACAUGGCGAGUCCUCGAUGAUCACACGCGUAACUGAGGCGCCCUCUACGAGGGUUAUACCCGUUAGCAAGGAUCGUGAUGGUCAUGGUGGUCUUGGAAGGACUGAGUGAAUGGGUGAGAUGCUAUGGAUAGUCCAUACACAUGAUAGGAGGCUGUACAUCGAGCCAAAAAUAUAUAUCAAGUGAUAAAAAAGAUCCAGCAAAUGUUAGUGCAAUGUUUGUAGUACAAUAAGCCAGUUCGUAGUUCCUUUCUGCGCAUGAUCAA
Molecule: messenger RNA, 1859 nt
Organism: Lytechinus variegatus (green sea urchin)
Lineage: Eukaryota; Metazoa; Echinodermata; Echinoidea; Temnopleuroida; Toxopneustidae
Product: cardioacceleratory peptide receptor-like
Exons: 2
Coding region: 458-1705 (415 amino acids)
Biological process (GO): G protein-coupled receptor signaling pathway
Cellular component (GO): membrane
Molecular function (GO): peptide binding; G protein-coupled receptor activity
Source: RefSeq, a predicted model, not a curated record